This is a messenger RNA of Cheilinus undulatus (humphead wrasse), 1751 nucleotides long. RefSeq names its product purine nucleoside phosphorylase 5b (gene pnp5b). NCBI's taxonomy places the organism in Eukaryota, Metazoa, Chordata, Actinopteri, Labriformes, Labridae. The record is from RefSeq and is a predicted model, not a curated record. Bases 125 to 1012 code for a protein of 295 amino acids. Gene Ontology annotation, molecular function: purine-nucleoside phosphorylase activity. Gene Ontology annotation, cellular component: cytoplasm. Gene Ontology annotation, biological process: nucleoside metabolic process. The transcript is spliced from 6 exons.
UGUUGUAAAGGGGUGGGGGUGUAAACCUAAAACCGGUCUCUCCAUCAGGAAACCCAGAGAAUAACCUUGAUCCUGGUCUCAGAACAACACGGAAGCCUGUCGACCAGCAACAUCACGUUUCAUCAUGCUAGCCAUGUCCGAGUCUGCGCCUGGUGACAGCUAUGAGGAGUGCCGAGCCACAGCAGAUUGGCUGCUGUCAACUACACAGGUGCGGCCAACUGUGGGAAUCGUGUGCGGUUCAGGUCUUGGAGGACUGGCUGAGAUGCUCAAGGACCCUCAAGUCAUCAAAUACAGUGACAUUCCCAAUUUCCCACGAAGCACAGUGCACGGUCAUGCAGGCCGGCUGGUGUUUGGAACACUAAAAGGGAAGCCGUGUGUUUGCAUGCAGGGCAGGUUCCACCUAUAUGAGGGCUACCCAGUCCAGAAGAUCACGCUGCCCAUGCGUGUCUUCAAGCUGAUGGGUGUGGAGACGAUGAUCCUGACCAAUGCAGCCGGAGGCCUCAAUCAGGACUACAAGGUGGGAGACGUCAUGAUCAUCAAGGACCACAUCAACAUGCCUGGGUUUGCUGGAGUCAACCCACUGAAAGGGCCCAACGAUGAGAGGUUUGGUGUCCGUUUCCCCUGUAUGUCUGACGCCUAUGACCGCGAGCUGAGACAGCUGGCACAUGAUGUAGCUGCAGAGCUAGGCUUCAGUGACUUCCUGAGGGAGGGGGUGUACGUCGUCCUGGGAGGGCCUUCCUUUGAAACCAUCGCUGAGUGUCGCAUGCUGCACAUGUUGGGAGCUGAUGCUGUUGGGAUGAGCACCGUCCACGAGGUCAUCAUCGCCCGGCACGCCGGGAUGCGCUGCUUCGCCCUGUCGCUCAUCAGCAACCGCUCAGUGAUGGACUACGACAGUCAGGAGAAGGCCAACCACGAGGAAGUCCUGGAGACCGGCAGGGUGAGGGCCGAGCAGCUGGAGAAGCUGGUGUCCAACAUGGUGGCUCGUCUGGAGCAGAACAACAACUCGUACUGAACGUUUGACCCACGCUGAGGCCAGCCGUCCUUCCUGCUGCUCAAACUUCGGCCUGCUUACUAGAGCUGACUGUUACUCCAAGUCUUAAAACCAAGAAAAAUGAUCAAUUUUUUUACACUCCUCUUUCAGCAUGUUUACAUUCUCUGUUACAAAAAAUGCUAUGUUAGUGAAGUAGCUCUGACAAAUCCCUGCUGUUAGAAAAUGCACUAGAUUCAGCUGAGUAGUAUUUGAAAGAGCUUCAUAUUUUAACUUCUAACUUAAGAGCUUUUAACUUAAAGAAAUAUAUUUAUUGUUUCAGUUAUUUUACAUUCCAAGUACCAUUAACAACCAAUAGAGACACAGUAAGAUUGAUUUAAGGUUGACUUUAUCACUAACAUAUACAUAACCCACCACACCCUGCCUGUGAGAUCAUUCCUUUAGGUGAAAAUAGUUACUCUUCAUGUCAAAAAUAUGUUGAAAUGUACUAUUAUAUUUAUACCAAAUGUAUUUAAGUAGUGUUUUUAUUUUCUUUGAUAUUAUUCAAAGUGUUUAAAGGACUGAAUUGAAGAAAGGGAUUAUAUAUCCUGCAUGAGAUGAAGGCAGAGGUCAGAUCUCCUUCAUUGUCCCAUCACUGUGUGAGCAGACUGGCUGUCUGCUUUAAAGGUACUCUACUCAUAACUGUACAAACUUUGGACCUACUUUUACAAUAAAAUGACUCAACAGGAAACGUCUGGUUUAAAGUGUUACCGUAAAAAGUGAA